UAAACAAAAAUUAAACGAAAAAGUCAGUGGAAAUAUUUCAAUUUGAUUACUGAAAUAUUUGAGUUUAAUUCAAAAAAUGUAUUUUUAAUACAAGUUUUUGAGGAAAACAUGUGAUUAAAACGUGAAACGAUCGGCUUACUUAGAAUUUAUCUUUGAAUUCAAAAAAUGGCCACACUUGAGAGAGAUAAAAAUUCAAACAAAAAGUGCAAGUUAUAAAGUCUGUACGUAAACUUUAAAACUUUGGUAAAGCAAACACUCGAUUUCGUGAAUGUGUUUCGAAUGUUGAUAAACCGUUUGUUAUCUGUGGUGCGAUAGAGAUAGAGAAAUAACAAAUUCACGCAACUGUAUUUGAGCCGAUUCCGCCACUCCAAAAAUUUCGUUGUCAAAAAUGUCAUUUAGCCGCUCAAGCACUAGUCUCUCAACUUUUUUGAAUCAAGUUUGCUUAAAUCGUGUCAAUGAUUUAUAUUUCGGACAUACGAAAAUGUAAUGUUUAAUUAAGAAAUAUUCAGAAAACGUCGAGUAAAAAUAACUGUGCACUGUAUUUAAGGCUGUACACCAUGUUUAAAAGUUUUAAAAAUAACAUUCAAAAUUGCAAGCAAAAUUGAGUAGGUCCGCUCAAGAUAUGGAUAUGGUUCGAACGUUUUGUUGUUGUGACACAAAAAACACAAGAUUUUGGAAGGCGGCCGGAAUCGCAAUUGGUUGGAUAUCACUGUUGGCAAGCACAUGGCUUAUUUAUGAAGUACUACUUGAACCAGCAUCUCAAUCAACAAUCGUUUCGAUCAUCUACAUCAUUCUUGUGAUUUUUUUGAAUGUAAACCAACACAUUUGCAAAUAUGUGACGAUUUUUUUGUGUGUUAUCAAUUGGUUGACGUGCGCAAUGUGGCUAUGUGGAAUAACUAGAAAUGUUAAGGAGUGUCUAUUAUGGUGUCUAUUAUGGUGGGGUGUGGAGGUGGGCUUUUUUCUCGUUUCAUUUUGCAUAAUUAUACUUUUCUUUGGCCUUUACGAAACACUAUUCACAUUUUCAACAUGGGAAUGGGAGCAUAUUUGUUUGACCAUUUCAACAGUUCUUUUUGUUUCAUUUUACAUCAUCGCUCUUAUAUGCUUUAAAUCAAUUAAGAAUGCAACGGAGUACAAUUCAAUUGGUAGCUCUCUAAUGAUGACCGCUUCGUACACACCGACAUCCGAAGAACCUGAGGAUGACAACGAAAGCCAAGAUGAAGAGAUAAAAGACGUUUAGACUUUUUUGUCUCGCAAUGCAGAUUGAAAUGGUCCAAUACUUAAACUCGUUUUAGAAGUUUUUUUCAACAUGUACAAAUAAUUUUGCCAUUAAAUUACUUGAAACUGAUAUGAAUUUAUAUUUAUUAUGAGUAUUACGCAUUCCAUUGUCAAACUAUUCAAAUUAUACGCUUAUAUUCGACAUGUCUGACAUAAAGAGAUUAUAUUUUAAGAUAAAAUUACAAUAAUAUUCUAGCAAGAGCCUUUGACCUUUGAAUAAUUUUAAACUAUUAUGAAUGUUUACAGAAAAAAUCAUUGUUAUCCAUAAAUAAAACGCCGUUGGCUUAUCGUUAAAAAUGACCACGUAUCUCGUAUGGUGAACUCUAUCUCGGUGAAUGCGGGUGAAUGAAUCAUAAUUUCAAAAACAAUGUGUUCCAAUCAUGUAGCAUGAUCCGUUUAAGUUCGAUCAAACCAUGACUAGUUUCGUCCGUUGUCCAUUUGGUAGCGAGAAAAAUGUCUUCACUAACA
Molecule: messenger RNA, 1743 nt
Organism: Contarinia nasturtii (swede midge)
Lineage: Eukaryota; Metazoa; Arthropoda; Insecta; Diptera; Cecidomyiidae
Exons: 4
Coding region: 623-1237 (204 amino acids)
Source: RefSeq, a predicted model, not a curated record